Molecule: messenger RNA, 846 nt
Organism: Guillardia theta CCMP2712
Lineage: Eukaryota; Cryptophyceae; Pyrenomonadales; Geminigeraceae
Exons: 1
Coding region: 15-728 (237 amino acids)
Molecular function (GO): protein binding
Source: RefSeq, a predicted model, not a curated record
CUUGCGACAAAGACAUGAGGACAUGCGCGCAUGAGGCGGCUCGCUACGGGCACACGGAGACGCUGGUGACGAUAGCAGAGGCAGGAGGGAGAGAGAUAGUGCUGGCAGGGGACAAGGACGGGCUGACUUGCUCGCACAAAGCUGCGAUGGGAGGGAGGACGGAGACGCUGCUGGCAAUCGCUCGGAUCGGUGGGGCUGAAGCUCUGCUGGCAGGCGAUGUGAACGGCAGGACAUGCGCACACGAGGCAGCUGGAGGAGGACACGUCGAUACCCUGCGGGCGAUCGAGGAGGUGGGAGGGAAGCAGGCAGUAGUGGUGCGCGACAGGUACGGGAGGAGCUGUGCACACGAGGCGGCGCUGUACGGGUACACGGCAGCGCUGGAGUUCGUCGUCGGGGUAGGAGGAAAGGAGCUGCUGGCUGCUGCAGACUUCAACGGUCAGACAUGCUCGCACGAGGCAGCUGGGCGAGGGAGGGCGGAGACGCUGAGGAUGAUAGGGAGGAUGGGAGGGGUAGACAGCUUCUUCGCCGCCGACGUCCAUGGUAGGACGUGCGCGCACAAGGCAGCAGCGGGGGGACACACGGAGGCUCUUGUUGCGCUUGUGGAGGGAGGAGGGAGGGAGGUGCUGGGGAUGAAGGACAAGCUGGGAAAGACGUGUGCUGUGGAAGCUGAAGAAGGAGGGCACAGGGAUACAGCUGAAGUGAUCAGAUCCCUGCUGACGAGGGACUAGAGGUUCUGUACAGAUAGAGCCGGGUAGCUGAAGAACGUCCGCCUCAGAGAAGGACAAGGACGAGAGGAGAGGCAGCGCAGAAGUCCUACAUCAACUAAUAUAAGCCUGUUAAGAUUUG